AUGAAAUAUGCUAAUAUGCUAAGAACGAGCCUAAUUUGUAAUAAGGCAUUAAACAUACAUGGAGGAAAAAUACAAUCAAUAGCAUUUCGAAAGUGUUACACAAAUUUUUUGGAUGGAAAUAAAUCAGUUCUCAAUGUAACAAAACGACGUUUAUUUAGUAGCCAAUCAGCACAAGAUAAAGCAUACAGUGAAAAUAGUGGUGAUGGAAAUAGUAGUAAUGAACAAUGUAAGGAAAAUAUGGAAAUGGAUAGUAAAAAUUCAGAGUGUAAUGAUAAUAAAAAAAAUAUGAACAAGUCAGAAAAUUCUGAACAAUCAGAAGAAAAAAAUAAUAAAGAAAUAAAUUAUGAAAGUUAUAAUAAAAUAGAUCUUAUUAAUGAAAUUAAAAAAACGAAAAAAGAUAUGGAUGAAAAAUUAGUAGAUAAUCAAGUUUUAAAAGAAAAAUAUUUAUCUGUAUUAGCAGAAAAAGAAAAUUUAAGAACUAGAUAUAUGAAAGAGAUUGAAAAUAGUAAAUUAUAUUGUAUAAGUAAUUUUGCAAAAUCAUUACUUGAUGUUGCUGAUAAUUUAUCAUUAGCAAUUAAAAACAUAAGUGAGGAAUCCUUAAAAUCAAAUGAAGAAAUUAAUAAUAUAUAUAAAGGAAUAGAAAUGACAGAAACUAUUCUUCAUAAUAUUUUUAGUAAAUAUGGGAUAGACAAAUAUAACCCGAUUAAUGAAAAAUUUAAUCCUAUGCUUCAUGAAGCAAUUUUUGAAGUUAGCGACACGACUAAAGAAAAAGGGACAGUAGCAACAGUUAUACAACCAGGAUAUAAAAUAAAUGACAGAAUAUUAAGAGCUGCAAAAGUUGGAGUUGUAAAGAACUAA
This is a messenger RNA of Plasmodium vinckei vinckei, 858 nucleotides long. Its product is annotated as GrpE protein homolog, mitochondrial, putative. Gene Ontology annotation, cellular component: PAM complex, Tim23 associated import motor. The transcript is spliced from 2 exons. Gene Ontology annotation, molecular function: adenyl-nucleotide exchange factor activity; protein-folding chaperone binding; protein homodimerization activity. NCBI's taxonomy places the organism in Eukaryota, Apicomplexa, Aconoidasida, Haemosporida, Plasmodiidae. The record is from RefSeq and is a predicted model, not a curated record. Gene Ontology annotation, biological process: protein folding; protein import into mitochondrial matrix. Bases 1 to 858 code for a protein of 285 amino acids.